Guillardia theta CCMP2712 is the source of this 948-nucleotide messenger RNA. RefSeq lists its product as hypothetical. Bases 1 to 948 code for a protein of 315 amino acids. Lineage: Eukaryota; Cryptophyceae; Pyrenomonadales; Geminigeraceae. The transcript has 5 exons. The record is from RefSeq and is a predicted model, not a curated record.
AUGGUCUUCAUGAUCUGUACAGGAGUUGGAUGUGGCCUCGCAGCCGAGGUAGUCCAAGUGCCAUACAUUGUCGGAGUAUUUGUUGGUGGGCUGAGCUUUUCCAAGAUACAGAGCGCAAGAGAUAUUUGGGAGAAGAAUACAAAGAACAUCGGCCCUUGGCUAUAUCGGAUUUUCUUCUCUUGCUCUCUUGGUUUCCUCAUGCCGAAUUCCAUGGGUAACAGGGGUGAGGCCAUCAGUGCGGGCAUUGAGGUGUCUGUCGCGGGGAUCUUGGGCACUUUGUUCGGUGUUGGGAUGGUAUCCUUCGGGCUCAUGUUCCGUGAGAAGCAGGUCAUCUCGAAGUCCAUCCUUGCUGGAUUGAUAUGGGGGCAAGGAAGCGAGAUCAGCUACAUCGUCCUCCUCUACUUCUAUCAAAAUGGUCAUAUUGCUCUGGAGGGGUUCGGUUCGCUUCUUUGGGCCUUGUUCCUUGCCAGCUCUAUUUGUCCUGCCCUGAGCCACUUUACGACAGUGCUAUCAAACUUCGAACAGCCCCGCAUAACUGAAGUUCCGAUGGAUGAUGAAUACUAUCAAGGUGAGAUUGAAGCCGUAGAGACUCCUCAAUACUCUCACUCAGGGAACGUCUACUCGUACUCUCUAGAGACUAGCCAUUCUCUUACAGGCAAGGCACAGCAGUUUCGAAAUGACACCAUGAAGUACGAUACGACUGGAGCUCUGUCAGAAAAUCAGUCCUACACAAAUCAGAAUGGAUAUGCAAUUCCCCGAGACCAUUACAUGCCCAAGCAGUUGACCCCCUCACCCACACAAACGCAAUACAGCAACGGAUUUGCAGGAGGCGUAGAGCCAGUGUAUUACAGUCAGAAUCCUCUGGGCUCAUUGGCACAAUUUCCACUCAAUCCGAUCCAGACACAAGUGAAGCGGCAAGUGCCAGCGCUGUGGGCUGAAGAUCCUUAA